AUGGUGAAUGACCCAGAUGGUGCACGUUUCGUUUCUGGCGCCAACUUGCUCGCCAUGAACGGAACUGCUUCACUGCUUGGAAAUACCACGUACAAUACCAUUCCUAAUUUCUUCACUCGUCGUCGUCCGAAAUAUGACGACCUAGGAAAUAUUCAAGUCAUGGAUUUCUUCAGCAUAUCUGAAAAUGUCUAUGCGUGGACUGCCGACCAUAAUCUCGAUGUUUAUGCAGCUCGCGGCAUUCUGGUUGAAAGUCAGGGUCCUACGUGGCUGUAUGGGACAGCUUCGGAGCACCAGGUUCUCUAUUAUUAUGAGUUGUAUCAAACCAAAGAAAUUGGCAUGGGCAUGAUUCAAACCGAGUCUCCCUAUUUCCAGCCAGUCCCCGUUUCACCCUUGCCAUUUACGUCUGGUCUAUUUCCCGAAGAUCCAGAUUUCAUGGACUGUACUUUUAUUUCUGAUACCUGUGCUUUCUCAUGGGGUGUUGGAAUAAUGGACUCUUCAUCUGUCUAUCUCCUUGUUAGUCCUCCGACUAUUCGCAGACAUGUGUAG
Messenger RNA from Penicillium taxi, 546 nucleotides. Its product is annotated as putative 1,3-beta glucanase. Lineage: Eukaryota; Fungi; Ascomycota; Eurotiomycetes; Eurotiales; Aspergillaceae. The coding region runs from base 1 to 546 and encodes 181 amino acids. The record is from RefSeq and is a predicted model, not a curated record. The transcript is spliced from 3 exons.